AUGUAUCGGGAUGUGUCAACAAAUGUGAGGACAUGUGGAGGGUUGACAAAAGAUUUUCCUAUUACAAUUGGAUUGCAUCAAAGGUCUGCAUUAAGCCCCUUCCUUUUUGCAAUGGUUCUAGAUGAAGUAACUAGACCAAUUCAAGAUGAAGUCCAAUGGUGUAUGCUAUUUGCGGAUGAUAUCGUUUUGGUGGAUGAAACUAAAGAUGCCAAGUUGGAGCAAUGGAGGCAAAGGUUGGAAUCUAGAGGGUUUAAGCUAAGUCGAAGUAAGACUGAAUAUUUGGUCUGCCGCUUUGAUACUCAGAGGGGGACAAGCAAUGAGGUGGUGAGUUUGGAUGGAAAGGACUUGACCAUGAGCGAAUGUUUUAAAUAUCUUGGGUCGAUUAUCCAGAAAAAUGGUGACAUUGAUCAAGACAUGGCCCACAGGAUUAUGUCGGGAUGGCUUAAGUGGAGAGCGGCCACGGGAGUGUUAUGCGACCGAAGCAUUCCAUUACAGUUGAAGGGAAAAUUAUAUAGGACUGCCAUAAGACCAGUGUUGCUCUAUGAUACAGAAUGUUGGGCUUCUAAGAAGGAGCACAUUAGAAAGAUGGAGGUUACGGAAAUGUGA
Messenger RNA from Chenopodium quinoa (quinoa), 606 nucleotides. RefSeq lists its product as uncharacterized. The transcript has a single exon. NCBI's taxonomy places the organism in Eukaryota, Viridiplantae, Streptophyta, Magnoliopsida, Caryophyllales, Amaranthaceae. The record is from RefSeq and is a predicted model, not a curated record. The coding region runs from base 1 to 606 and encodes 201 amino acids.